Thunnus maccoyii (southern bluefin tuna) is the source of this 5099-nucleotide messenger RNA. Its product is annotated as Transmembrane protein 150A-like. The transcript has 8 exons. The coding region runs from base 445 to 1281 and encodes 278 amino acids. Lineage: Eukaryota; Metazoa; Chordata; Actinopteri; Scombriformes; Scombridae. The record is from RefSeq and is a predicted model, not a curated record.
UACACUGGAGUGUCUCGUGGCUGCCGGCGAUGCAGCGAGACCGACCGCACGAGAGCGAGCCUCCCCCCCGCUCUUACUCCAGAAGAAAACGGCUAACGGGAUUUUACGUGACCGGGAAAGAAACAAAUACGAAUUGAUUUAAAGACAGAGACUACCCCGCGUCCUCCGAGUCCUGUGUGGAAGAGUUUUUGGGGGAUAAAAGAGGUUUGGGGGACACAAAGUUACCACAAAAAACCUCGCAAAAAACUGAUGCUAAAAAAAAGGACACAUUUGUCCUGCCAGUGUCCCAUCUACCAUUCCUCAUCUUCACCGAAAGAAAAUGAAUCACUUGGUGGCAAUGCAGAUGUCAGUCACACUCAGUUAAAUGUUAGUACUACUUGAGCAGAUAUUGCUCGGCUGGCCGAAGAGGAAAAAGAAGAAAGGGGGUGUUCGAGGUGCCAGAAGAUGUCUCUCUGGAUGAUCCUACCUGUUAGCCUCCCAGCUCUGACCAUCACUGGGAUAUGGGUUGUGUACGCCAUGGCCCUGUACAACCAGCAUGUCUGCCCUGUGGAUAACUGGUUAUACAACCAGUCAUGUGAAGAGGAGCUGUAUUUGCAGAGUGGUCCAACGUUGUGCUGCACAUUAGACAAUGUACCUCUCAUCAGUAAAUGUGGGACUCUUCCCCCUGAGAGCUGCUUCUUCAGCCUUAUCUGCAGCACAGGCUCAUUCAUGGUUAUGGUGAUUGUGCUGCUCCGCUAUGCCCACGUCAUUGAGAAGCACCAAAACUGUGUUCUCAACACUGCAAGUCUUUCCACAGGCUGGAUCUGUGCUGCUGGACUCAUCAUGGUGGGCAACUUCCAGGUGGAUAAUGCCAAAGUUCUCCACUAUGUCGGAGCAGGCAUUGCCUUCCCCACCAGUAUGCUGUUUGUGUGCCUGCAGUCGGCUCUGACUUACCGGUUGGCCAAGACCCAGGGGGAAUACAACGUGGCCCACCUCCGGCUCUGCAUGACCCUGCUGGCCUUCGUAGCCUUGGUGCUCAGUGGUGUGUUUUUCUGUCAGGAGAGCUUCGUCCUGCAACAUGCGUCAGCCAUCUUCGAAUGGGUGUUCUGCGUCAUCAUCAUGCUGUUCUACGGGACAUUUGCCUUCGAGUUUGCCGGCAUGUCAGGAGACACCAUGGUGGUGCUGGCCAGAGGAGGAUCACUGGGACCUGCUGGGAGAGAACACAAGGUGGACGCACUGGGAGGUCCCAGUCCACACUCACAGCCACAUCCACACCAACCUGAAAACCUGUCCAUAUUGUAGCCUGCUGGCACAUCUAGAGGCCACACAGUUGGCUCGUAUAAUCCUCUCAAACUCUGGUUAUCGAAUGAGUUUAAUUAUUCAUUUCCAGCCACACUUGUCUGAAGCUUUGAAAUGAACCAGGCCAGUGCAGCAGCUGUUCAAGGCAGAGUGGAUGCUACUAUUUCGACCCCAGGGGGUGUAGAUCUUCUGCCACAGCGGAGAGCUCAGCUUGUAUUGUACUUACAUCAAAGCUUUGCGUCUCUAAAGAACUUUGUUUGCAUUUUGCACAUUGCACAAGUGUGAAACCAAAUUUUCUACCCACUCAGUCCUGCCUACACUGACUAGCUGAGGAGUGUUUUGUCAAUCAGAUCAAGAAAAUGUACCGAUCCCCUUAUCAGCUGAGAUCCUGUAACCUGUCUCAGUGAGUGGCCUUGGAGCAUUUCUUCUUCAGGUGACGCUUUCAUUGUAUGAGUGAGCUUGUGGUAAAGGAGUGAAGGCUGCUGGACAGCCAAGCUGACAGUAUUAGAGACAAAGAAAAACAGAGAGAGAAGAUGUAUGAGUGUUACAGUGGGAGCAAGGUCAGACCUGAGGCUUGUUUAACCACAAGAGAAUAGACAAAUGCAAGUCUGUUACAUAGGAGAGUAUAAAAAUGUUUUAGACUAUCCCAGAGAUGGAACAGGGCAGCGGCUACACUUUGCAAUGAUUUAAACCUGCAUCAAGCAAUAUUUUUGAUAUAAACAAAGCAAAUAACUACUCUUCAGAGAUUUUAGCAGCUUUUAGCUGAUUGGUUUAGUCAUUUAGUUUGCAAAUAGCUUCUAGCAAACUCAUUGCUCAAGCUGACUGUAUGCUACCGUCCAGCCAAAGUUACAGAGUGGACCGUAAAGAAAGUCGACCAUCUAGCCAGCUGAAGACCCAAAUAUUUUUCUCAGGAGUUGGUAGACCAAACCCAAGCUAAAAAGAAAGUGAAUCUUAAGAUGAUAAUGAUGUUUAAGUAAGCAGACAAAGCAACUUGUGUUUUCCGUCACUGUUUUGUGGUCAAAAAUCCCUUAAUGCAGCUUUAAAAUAUGCACCAUCAACAACUUUAUGUUUGAACAGCUCGUUUCCUUCCACAUAUGCAAGCAAACACUAUUUUUAAAGUAUCCAUUCAUGUACCUGUGGGACCCACACAGAGUACAUAAUUUCAUGUCUGGAUGCUUCACUUAAUGUGCCGUAUCAUUAUUAAAACAUAAAGUAGACACUAUGCCUAAUGCAUUGAAAACCUUAUGCUGAUAGUCUGAAAAAAACAUCUCCUAAAUACACUAUAUACUACACUAUAUCGACCUUAAACCUCAAACUGUUUUUUUUUUCAUCUUCCUCUCUGCCAAAGAAUAUGAAAGAGAGAUGACACAGUGUCCAGAGGCCAAAUGCGUACCAGCUAAUUCAAGCCAGAGCACUGAGCUUAUUGAGUUUAGUGACGAGGCAUCACGUGUUUUCAGGUCCUAUGGACGGAGCUCUGCAUCUCAUUAUACCCCAGCAAGGAGUCUCUUAUUGCUUCAUCUACUAUCUUUUUCUCUGAAUCUCACAACUUUCCAUAGUUAGAGUUUUUCAGCAUGUCUUACUGUUUAAGCAGGACAAAGGGAAAAGGAAGCAUGUGCAAUGCAAGCAAUAACUGAGAUGCACUGUCUUUCCUCCAUGUUACUGUAAAGUAUGUGCCAAAUAUCAGAUUGCCUGCGGCAUUGGUGCUAAAACACAAAUGGCCUUAUCGUGCCCUGCCCUUAUCCUGUGAGUGCAAAGAAAACCAGAGUAGAUAUUUACAUAUAGAUUCAAAAUUAAAAAUAUACUCCUUGUUAAUACCUACACUGCCAGUCAAAGGUUUUAGAACAAGUCCAUUUUUCCAACUUUUAUUAAAAUUUACAUCAUUUAAUGUCUCAAUGUACACAGAAAUUAAAGAGACAUUAAAAAAAAAAUAUUUUUUAACUCAUCAAAGUAUCCACCUUUAGCAGAUAUAACAGCCGAACACAUUUAUUAAAUAUAAAUAUUGCUUGGAAAGUUGGGGAAGCUCUAAAACUUUUGACCGGUCGUGUACACCGACUUGAUAUUUUGAUAUGUGAGGAUUGAUUGUCAGUAUGGUGUAGCCGGUUUAGCCUCAUGGUUGGGUAUUUAUUUUUCUUUCAGUGUCCCUCUUUUCAAAUGUUGAUUGUAUUCAUUUACUUUCUCUGACGUUCUGUGCUGUGUUGUAAUACGGAGUUGUGCCAGAAUCACUGUUUAUAUUUUUAGGAGAUCUGUAACCUCUCAGUGUAAUAUUAACAUACUCUGAGCUCUCUGGUCUAAAAAACCAGAGCAAGCGGAGGGUUUACAACUGAAAAUAUCACUUCCUCAUACCGCAACUGGCCACAUGUUGAGCAGAGGUUUUUUUGUAAGUGCCAGUAUUUUGGGUGGUUUAGUUGCUCAACAGGCCUUUUUUUUUUCAAACACAGUUUUUACAAUCUGUUGCAGAAGGACUGAAAUGUAGUUUUUCACUCUCAGACUGAAUGUAUAAUUACACUCAACAAGACUGAACUGGAAAAGCUUGUGCAUGCUGCUCUGUGGAAUGAGCUGGAGGCUUGAACCAGCCACACCACUGAUCGCUUACUUCUCUCUACUGGUCAAACUGCUUACUGCAUAUGAAUUUUUUUUGCUGGAAUCUAAUGUUAUAAUUCAGUAUAGCAGGUCAGCUCUUGUUCUCAACUUAUAAAAAAAAAUGUUAUAUCUGCUGCCAAGUAGUCAGCUACAGGUUUUAGGCUCAAUUUGUUUUUGUUUUAUUUUCAAAUUUAGAUGGAUGCCCUCUACUAAGAAGGUGGAGCUACUGUAGUGACCAGUAAAGAAGAUCAGUUGAACUCCAGCCUUUGCUUCAUGUAAAACUUAACCUCUUGGACUGUUCACUAUUUUUACAGUAUGCAUUGUUCUAACAAAUCACAGUUCAGAUACGUUCUGAGAUGCAUUUUUAAAUGUUAAACCAAAUUUUGGUGCUGCUCAUGUUGAGACACAAUUUUGCCAUUACACAUUUACUAAAAGUGUUUAAUUUCACAUAAUGGAUUAUGCAGGUUAGGAAUCUAUGCGUAACAUCGCAGAUUCCUGUCGUGCCAUCAGAACACUACAAAAAAAAUGAUUUUAAGUAUUUGUGUUUCUUUUGAGAAACUUGCCUUCAAACCUGCCUGCCUAGCCUCCUCCUCAAUUUAUUUCUACUUUCUGUCCUUUUUUUUUUUUUUCUCGUUUACUGAUCUGUCUGUGAUCUUUGCACUCAGGAAAAUGUUACAACACCAGCUGCAUUGUUUAAUUCAAAGCAGAAUGAACUGUUUGCUUUUGCCCUCUGUCAUCUUUGUUUCGAUGGAAUUCGUUUCUUGUUGAGGAUUCGUCGUGUAUAUUUGUUUUUGUGUAGUAUAGAUGCAACUGCUUUUUUUUUUUUUUACAGUUGUAGGAUGUGUUGAUGGUUAGUCAUAUUAUAAUAGAUUAUUUUUGUUAAUCAAGACUAUGUAAAGCUUAAAAAUAAACAUUCCUGUAUAGUUAGCUUGUGAGAAUGCUUCUGCUCCUCACACACACACACGUGGUUAAAUAUCUGCAAAGCAAAACAAGCUUCCUCAAUCAGUCAGUAGAUAAUUGGUGAGAGCAUUCUGACAAACUAACUAGCGCCUGUAAACCUCACAGAAAUUUGUUGCGUGUACUCUCAGUUGAAAUGCAAAAUGCUCCCCAUGUGCCUUAUGUAUUAUUUUGAUAAUGAAAACCAAAGAGGUUUAGGUUGUAAAUUCUAUUUUGAUGAAAAGUCAUAUGAUUGUAUAUAUAUGCCUUAAUGUUCAACAAAUAAAAAAUGUUAAAAAAGCAAA